Phoenix dactylifera (date palm) is the source of this 2543-nucleotide messenger RNA. RefSeq lists its product as uncharacterized. Lineage: Eukaryota; Viridiplantae; Streptophyta; Magnoliopsida; Arecales; Arecaceae. The record is from RefSeq and is a predicted model, not a curated record.
GCGCCUGAAAUUCAAACUCCGAAAUCUCUUUCCCUGCGGUUCAAAAAAUUCACCGUAGGGAAUCCGGAGCCUGUGAAAAAAAAAAAAUUACAAGGGCUCUUUUCUCCGAGAUCUCUCUUUAGCUCGGGGGGUCAUCACGAGACCCUAUUCUCCUCUUUUAAGGACCCAUCCCACCUUUCAUUAAUUUCUCCCAUCUUUCAUUAAUUUCCGAGUCCCUCCAACCCCAACCUGGUAUCUGGAGUUUCCCCAACCUUCAAACGGGAGUCUCAACUUUCUUUUAGCUCCUUCUUGUCCCAUCCGAUGUUUCCCUAGAGGGAACGAGGGAAAAAUUAACGCCUUGUUUGUAUUAGUUCGAUUCUGCUGAGAAUUAAUAGCAUGCAGAGGGAUCAGAGCAAGCUGGGAUUGGGAAUAAAUCCAGUGGUAUCGGCGGGGGCGACGAUUUUCCGGCAGUUGAAGAAGAGCCGGAAGAGCUCGUUGGCGGGGAGCUCGACGGGCGGCGCGGUGCUUCUCUUCUUCCUCAUCGUCCUCCUCCUUGGCGCCUUUAUUUCAGCUCGCUGGAUUAACGACUCGGACAUUAGAAGCAUAACAGCCACUGCUACCGAGACUCAGAUUCUGAUCGUAACUCCCACCACCACCCUCCAGCAAGCCCCACCACCCCAACCUCUCCCCCCAAAACCAAAACCCAAACAAAAACCCAAACCAAAACCCAAACCACUCAUAAUACCAUUCAGCUGCCCAACUGGCAACCAGAACUUAACCGACAUCUGCCCUUCAACACCACUGCCACCUCCGCUUUCCGACGACGCCUCCCUCCCCCCUUCCCCCUCAUGCCCGGGCUACUUCCGGUGGAUCCACGAGGACCUCCGCCCGUGGAAGUCGACAGGCAUCACCCAAGAAAUGGUCGAAAGAGCCCGAAGGACUGCCAACUUCCGGCUUGUCAUCCUUGACGGUCGGGCCUACGUUGAGUACUACCGCCCCUCCUUCCAGACCAGGGAUGUCUUCACUCUCUGGGGUAUCCUCCAGCUCCUCCGCCGCUACCCGGGCCGCAUCCCGGACCUUGAACUCAUGUUCGACACCGUCGACUGGCCUGUCAUCCUAGCCCGGGACUACCGCUGCAGGAACGCAUCGGCGCCGCCACCUUUGUUUCGAUACUGCGCCAAUGAUUUGACACUCGAUAUCGUCUUCCCUGACUGGUCCUUCUGGGGUUGGCCGGAGAUCAACAUAAAGCCAUGGGAGGCGCUGCAGAGGGAGCUGAAGGAAGGGAAUGAGAGAGUGAGGUGGAUGGAUAGAGAGCCUUAUGCCUACUGGAAGGGAAAUCCAGUGGUGGCCCCCACCCGGCAGGAUCUUCUUAAAUGCAAUGUAUCUGAAGCUUAUGAUUGGAAUGCUCGGCUCUAUGCCCAGGAUUGGUUCAAAGAGACUACGGGAGGGUUCAAGGAAUCAGAUUUGGCCAGCCAAUGCAUUCAUAGGUACAAGAUUUAUAUUGAGGGGACAACAUGGUCAGUGAGCGAGAAGUAUAUUCUGGCAUGCGACUCACUGACACUGCUGGUGAAUCCAAGGUUCUAUGACUUCUUCACAAGAGGGCUGAUGCCGGUGCAGCAUUAUUGGCCGGUGCAGAGCGACAACAAGUGCAGGUCCAUCAAAUUUGCCGUUGAUUGGGGCAACUCUCACAAGCAAAAGGCACAUGCUAUAGGGAAGGAGGCAAGCAGCUUCAUUCAAGAGAAACUGAAGAUGGAAUAUGUCUACGAUUACAUGUUCCAUCUGUUAAGCGAAUAUGCGAAGCUCUUGAGAUAUAAGCCUACAAGACCACCCAAUGCCGUGGAAUUGUGCUCCGAGUACAUGGCUUGCCCUGCAGAAGGUCUUGAGAAAAAGUUUAUGAUGGACUCCAUGGUGAAGUCUCCUCAUGAUUCAGCCCCAUGCACGCUCCCUCCACCCUUCAGUCCAGUGGAGCUCAAGAUUUCAGCGAGGAGGAAAACUAAUGCCAUAAAGCAAGUGGAGUUCUGGGAGCAGAGAGCUUGGGAGAGUCAAAAGAGUAGGCCAAUGCAAUAAAGCAGGUGUUAACAACCUUUUUCCUUGUCCAUAGUCCUACGGUUGCAUAUAGGAUAGGUUGUUAAGUUUCAAACUUAUGGCCAAGUAGCUGAUCAUCUAUAUUCCCUCCACGUAUUCAGGUACAUAAAUUAUGGGGUCCCUUUUAUUUUUGUUCUACUUUUUGGGAUCUCAGGCAUUUUGAUAGUAAUUUGGUUCUCUAUAAAUUAUUGGAAUGGUCUUGAGGUUUCACAGGAUGCUGUGCUUUGUGCUAUUGACAUAGUCAAGAAUGUGUAUCUCAAAAUAUGAUUCUUGGCUGCUGAGGCAUGACAUUUUGGUGAAUAAUCUGAAAGGAUGCCUUGUGAGAGUUGAACAAUCAACUGAGCCACCGAGGAAACAAAACAUUGUUUGAAUGGCUGAAGCAGAGUUUGUAAUAAUCUCUUUACAUUCAAAAACUGGAUGUUGUUAUAAUUUCUACUGGCAAUGCUUGUGAGAGCCCAACAUGCUGAAUUUUCUUUUUU